This is a messenger RNA of Merops nubicus (carmine bee-eater), 1198 nucleotides long. RefSeq names its product NADP-dependent malic enzyme. The transcript has 8 exons. Gene Ontology annotation, cellular component: mitochondrion. Gene Ontology annotation, molecular function: malate dehydrogenase (decarboxylating) (NAD+) activity; NAD binding; malate dehydrogenase (decarboxylating) (NADP+) activity. NCBI's taxonomy places the organism in Eukaryota, Metazoa, Chordata, Aves, Coraciiformes, Meropidae. The record is from RefSeq and is a predicted model, not a curated record. Bases 8 to 1003 code for a protein of 331 amino acids. Gene Ontology annotation, biological process: pyruvate metabolic process; malate metabolic process.
GUAUGGCAUGAACUGCCUCAUUCAGUUUGAGGAUUUUGCUAAUAUGAAUGCAUUCCGCCUCCUGCACAAGUACCGUAACAAGUAUUGCACUUUCAAUGAUGAUAUUCAAGGAACUGCAUCUGUGGCUGUUGCAGGUCUUCUUGCAGCUCUGCGUAUCACCAAGAACAAGUUAUCAGAUCACACAGUGUUGUUCCAGGGAGCUGGAGAGGCUGCCCUGGGGAUAGCAAACCUCAUUGUUAUGGCUAUGGAAAAAGAAGGGAUAUCUACAGAUGCAGCUAUCAAAAGGAUAUGGAUGGUUGACUCAAAGGGAUUAAUAGUAAAGGGGCGUGCCUCCUUAACAACUGAGAAACAACGCUUUGCCCAUAAACACGAUGAAAUGAAAAAUCUAGAAGAUAUUGUUAAAGAUAUAAAACCAACUGUGCUAAUAGGAGUUGCUGCGAUUGGUGGUGCUUUUACUAAGCAAAUUCUUCAGGAUAUGGCUGCUUUGAACGAACGCCCUAUUAUUUUUGCCCUCAGCAAUCCUACCAGCAAAGCAGAAUGCACUGCUGAGCAGUGCUACAAAUAUACAGAGGGACGUGGCAUUUUUGCCAGUGGAAGUCCUUUUGAUCCUGUCACUCUUCCAAGUGGACAAACUCUCUAUCCUGGACAGGGUAACAAUUCCUAUGUGUUCCCUGGAGUUGCCCUUGGUGUUAUUUCAUGUGGACUGAAACAUAUUGGUGAGGAUGUGUUCCUCACAACUGCUGAGGUAAUAGCUCAGCAAGUUUCAGAGGAGAAUUUACAGGAAGGUCGUCUGUACCCUCCGUUAGUCACUAUUCAGGAUGUGUCACUGAAAAUUGCUGUGAGGAUCGCAGAAGAGGCCUACAGGAAUAACAUGGCCUCCACCUAUCCUCAGCCCAAGGACCUAGAAGCCUUCAUCCGCUCGCAGAUGUACAGCACCGACUACAGCAGCUUUGCGGCUGACUCCUACAGCUGGCCUGAAGAAGCCAUGAAAGUGAAACUGUAAAUAUUUAAUGGAGAACAAACAAACCAACAGCAGCUUAAAAGCAUUUAAUUAUUCAGAACGUUUCUGCCGAGGAAGCCUGAGAAUAGCUGAUUUUUUAAGAUGCAGAAAACUUUUUCUAAAUUGUAAUAUUUAGUUAGAAACCGAGAUCAAGAAAUCAUAUUAAUUAUAUACCAGAAAAUAAAAAUUAAAUUCAGA